Belonocnema kinseyi is the source of this 1489-nucleotide messenger RNA. Its product is annotated as alpha-tocopherol transfer protein-like. The transcript is spliced from 7 exons. The record is from RefSeq and is a predicted model, not a curated record. Gene Ontology annotation, cellular component: membrane. Lineage: Eukaryota; Metazoa; Arthropoda; Insecta; Hymenoptera; Cynipidae. The coding region runs from base 175 to 1185 and encodes 336 amino acids. Gene Ontology annotation, molecular function: phosphatidylinositol bisphosphate binding.
AAGCCAAGAAGCAAAGAAGGAUCAGGAGAGUGGAGAAAGAAUGAAAGAUCGGAAAUUAUAAAAGUGGGCCUAGUACGUACAAAGAGGCCAGUCGUUCACUAGUGUCCCGCUUGAAGACUACGCUUCAAGGAACUAAAUUCAUAACUGAAUCAGAAGAUUUUAUUUGAAAAAAAAAUGGGUGCCGUCGAAUGGGUAACUGAAGAGGAGACUUACGACUGUACUUUGUCGGAGGAAACACAAAAAAUAGCGAAGGAUGAAUUGAGGGAGGAUAAAAACACGAGAGAUCAAGCCCUGGCUCAAAUUAAGAACUGGAUCAAGCUUAAUCCACGAAUCGAAAAUUCCAGAUUGGAUGGACGAUUUUUGCUGCGAUUCUUACGAUGCAAAAAAUUCAACGUACCCAUGACUCAGGAGGCCGUCGAAAGAUAUCUUCUUUUGCGUCAAGUUUAUCACCCAGCAUUCAACAAUUUGGAUAUUACCGAAAACACAAUGGAAGAAUUACUUGCUUUAGGAUACCUUUUCGCGGUUCCUGGACGUGAUGUUAAGGGCCGUCGUGUGAUUGUCGCUAGACCCGGAGUUUUUGAUCCGUACAAAUAUACAAAUGCUGACAUGUGCAAAAUCCACGCCAUCACAUAUGAGUCCUUGAUGGAAGAUGAAGAAAGUCAGGUUCGGGGUUUCGUUCAUUUCGCAGAUGGUGCAGGUGUCAGCUUUCCCCACUUAACCCUCUUCACUCCAAAAGAAGCAGUCCGUAUCGUUAAAAAUGGCGAACGAACUGUCCCAAUGAGACACAAAGAAGUUCACGCGAUCAACGUCCAUCCCUCGCUCAAGUUUGCCUUGGACUUUGGAAUGUCCCUGAUUUCCGAGAAGAUCAGAAGUCGAGUUAAAAUUUAUACGAGUCUGGAAGAUGCCAAAAAUAACAAGAUGGACACAAGCAUGCUGCCCAAAGAAUACGGUGGCACCAUGCCCAUGAAAGAAAUGAUUGAUCUCUGGCGUAAAGAACUCCUAGAAAUCCGACCUACUCUCUUAAGCCACGACAAGAUGAAAGUCCACCAGGAAAUGUAUCCAGAAAAAGCCCGAGAGGGUGCAGUUUCGGCCCUCAAGCAAGGACUGAAUUGUGCCUCUUCUGAAACCGGAGACCCAACAAUCCACGGAAUCAGUGGCUCCUUCAGAAAACUAGAAGUGGAUUAAACUAUUUAAUAGAAAAAUAUUUAAUUCUAGGAAGAGGGGGUAGUUUAAAGUUAUUUGUUAAUUAGUGUAGGAGAUAAUACCUUUAUCAAUUUCCAUUGAAUUGCGAGUGCUUGAGAAAUUUCGCCAAACCACGGAAAGCAUCCUGCACGCAAUAAAUGGAAUUGCUGAAGAGAAUGCUCAAUGACUUAAUACCAUGUAUUCACACCGCAUAGUUCAAUUGCCGUUCUAGCUGUAUAUUACUGUACACGCAUACUAGAUUUACUGCUGUACAAUAUAUUAUUAUUGGAUUAAAUGUACUUUAAAA